CUGGCUUUCAGCAAGCUGAUUUCCUAAGCUCCUCCCAUAUUUCCAUAUCUCUAAGCCCCGACGGCAUAGCCUAACGGCGCCGAUGGUGGCCCUCGCCUACGGUCGUCUGGCCAUGAUGGCGAUCACCAGGGUGGUUUUCGAGGGCGGCUUGACCGGCUCCGCCUGGGGCGACUGGUCGCUCUACCCGGGCUCCCCGGAUUUGGCGGUCCAGGAUCCAGUUGGCUUCGCCGUGAGCAGCACGCCAGACCUCAGCAGCAGCACCGUGACCAUCACGAUCAUCACCGGCUCCGACUUGGGCGUCUUGGAGCUCCACAGCAACAACACCACAGACACCACCGCGAUAUUCUUCGGCAGGGGCUCGGAGGGCCAGGCGGAGGACGAUGAGUUUUCGGCCGCGGACCUCGAAAAGUGGAUGGUCAUCAAGAAGCGCGCAGGCCACAAAAGCCGCAGGCCACCUUGCAAGGCGCACGCCGACAGCCGCGACGUGCUGACGCCGGAGGAGAUGGUGCAGCUGCGUCAAGAGUUUGUGGAGGAGCUCGCGAACCCUGCUUUGGCCAAGGAGAGAAAAGUUGCAAAGGCAAAGGCUAGGCACCGCGCGGGGUGGAAACCUCCGGAGGCGCCGCAAUCUCAGGAGGAGUACCGCUUUGAUUUCGGGAAACAUUCUGGUUCCACCUUGAGGAGUGUGCUUCAGGAGGACCCUGGCUACCUUGAUCGGUUGAUGAGUUGGAGGAACAACAUCCUGGACCAGAAGCUGACAUUGAGGUGUGCUCUUGAGAAGGAGGGCCUCCUCGAGGGGCUCCUGGCGAAGAGGCCCCAGCUGAUGGUCGAGAGAGCGCGGGGGAUGAUCGCGAAGGCGGCGGAGGACAAGGACAAGCCCCUGCAUCCGGAAAUCGCCAAGUUGCGGGUCGCGCAGCACAUCGAGGCCACCGAAAUCUUGGCCAUGCAUUCCAGCGAGACUGCCGUGGCGGCGCUUGCAGCGCCCCCGCGGGACCAGCAGCAGAAGAGAAAACGAGUGUCGGCAGCCAGGUACCUUCUCCCGCACUGUUCCAGAUGUGGGAGCGUGGAGCACAAGCGGCCGCAGUGCCCGAACAAAUCGCUGCAGGGCGAGGUCGUGGAGGACUGCCGCAGCCAGGCCGUCGUGGAUUACAUGCGGAACCGCCGAUCUGCUGCACUUGUCGCCAGGCUGAAGUACACGCAAAUAUCUAUCAGAACGCGGGAGUACGAAGAGAGGGCGAAGAAGAUGGCGAGGGCCCCGAUUGACACGGACUUUGUGCAAAUGGCACGGUGGUCCCCAGAAGAGUUCGUCCACUACCUCGUGUCCGCUGGCAUUUUGCACGACUUGAAAGGGACGCCGUGCCCGCGAGGGAAGUGCCAAUCCUCCAAGAAGUCGAGCUUCCUCGAGGGCGCCGAGAAGGAGCUGGGCCAAUUGCGAUGCAAUGCUGAAAAGGGGCAGGAUAUUAUCAUUGAGACUGCGUGGCACGCGUGUUGUGGCGUGUGCCGCGUGCACCAAUCCGUGGCUCUGCACAAUCCGUUGUUCUCUGGCCUGCUUGGGAAGGGCAGCAAGGGCGUGUCGAUGUGCGUGAUGGCGUGGUGGCUAGCCGCUGAAGGGGUCCCUGAGUCGGUGGCAGUGCGGCAGCUCAAUAUCCAUGAGGGCGUCGUGCAAGGGGAGAGGGGCGACGCCUGCCGCCCCGCGCGGGCGCGGGGGAUUCAGUGGGGCACCGGCUCUUCUCGAACGGUCGAGGUGGAGGUCGAUGCCACGGUCAUUUGCAAGUGGAAAGCCGAGGAGAACGCCGAGCUGACGCAUUCAUAUUACUGUUACAUUGGCAUUCGCCAGCGAGGUAGCACGUCCCACUUCGCCAUGAUGCCGCUGGGCGUGAGCACAUCUCAGAGGAGGGGCAUUGGAGACACCGGCGGAGGCCGCGUGGCCCCCGAAUCGUCCGAGGCGUAUCACGCGUUCUGCAAGGAGAUCCUUGGCGACCGCAAGUACAAUCUGCUGCUCAUGACAGACGGCGCGGGCUGCUACAAGUGCCGCUGCUCGGAUUGCGUCGUGCGGUUCGAGGAGCACCACAGCGUGAACCACUCCAGGAAGCCGAAGGCCGAGUUUUCCCAGCCCAUCCCCGCGGUCGUCGCCGACGUCGACACGGGCCACACGAGGGGAUCUAUGGCUGGCACGAUGACGAUCGACAAAGAAUGGGAUCUUCUCAAGGAGCCUUUGCCACGGAACCUGACUGCCCGCACUGUGGAGGACGUCGAUAGGACGGACGGCUACGUGAGGUCUCAGCAAUGGCGGCGCUUGGUCGGCAACGACGAUCGAUGGUCGGCUUUUCUCGACGCAGCCAGGGAGUGGGCGAAAUGCGCCGAUUCCAGAGCGAAGCUCAAGCUGGGUCUGGCAACGGGGAAAGCGGGCAAGUUGGCUCUGGCAGCGGGGAAGCGCUUGGCCGCCGAAGCCAACCCAGCAGAUCACCGGGGCAGCGCUCCCGUGUGCGGCCGGCAUGCCUUGAACAAUUUGUUGGGGGCGCCGCAGUUCUCGGACGGCGACUUGGAGGUGGCACGCGGCAUUGUGGUGGCUCAGACAGAUGAUCCCCCCGACCUUCACGUGAGCGAUGGAGGAUGGUACUCCCACUCCGUGCAGGUUGACGAGGAGCCUGGCCAGCCGGACCUCGCCCCCGGCGACUGCAUCGUGUCCAUCGGCGGGCAGGCGAUCCAUGGCCUCGACGAGGAGACCAUGCAGUGGCGCUUCGGGAGGAACUUCCUCGAGGGCGCCGAGCUCAGCAUCAUCCCUGCCGAGCACAUGCGGCAGAUCCUGGCGGCCGAGACCGCAGGCGACUCUGUGCAGAAAACGGAGGCGGCGCCCGCGGCCAAGGAGGGCCCCUCGCGCGUGGCCUCGCAGCAGCUGCGCCGCCGUGUGGACCUCGGGGCCCGCCUGGAGGCCUGGUGCGUGGCGCCGUGGCGCGACGUGCCGCAGCUGGUGGCUUGCGUGGACAACAGGCUCAUGAUCGCUGGCAUGGCCGCUGGGGACGGCGACUCGCGGGCGCAGAGCAUCAUGUCUGGCGUGGCACGUGGGCAGUGGAAGCGGCCUGUGACGAGGCUGGCGCUGUUGGGCUCCUGCGGGGACGUGCUGGUCGCGGGGCUGACGAGGGCGGUCCUCGUCUGGCGGGUGCCCGAGCUGGUGAAGGAGUUCUCGGGGGACCCCGAGCUGGUGGCCGCCUUCGAGCUUCCGAGGAGCACCUCUCUCGCGGGCGUCGCCGUCGGCCUCGGCCUCGGUGCCACGCCGUUCGGCUGGGUCACGGCGGAGCUGGGCGGCGUGACGGACAGCAGCGCGGCCAUCGACGUCUGGCGCUUCUACCAGGGCGGCGAGAGGCCCUCCGCGGCAGCACCGGUGGCGCUGCUGGCGGCCGCGCAGGCCAAUGUCGGCGGAGACGCUGUGACCAGGCUGCUCACAGCCUCUGGCAACGCCGCGGAUUCCCUGGCGGCUGCGCUCAAGACCGCUGCUGGCCGGGUGCCCACUUCGACGGCCGACGUGGAGGGCUCCGGCGUCGGCCGGCUGCGGGCGUGGGUGCGCGGCCCGCCGCCGGCGCCGCAGCUCCAGGGGGGCAUCGGCACAGUUCGCCAUGACUUCUGCCCACUCAGUGUGUGGGGCAGGGUCGCCCUGUCGGCAUUGCCGUUCGGCCAUUGA
Molecule: messenger RNA, 3676 nt
Organism: Prorocentrum cordatum
Lineage: Eukaryota; Dinophyceae; Prorocentrales; Prorocentraceae
Source: the annotation of a GenBank genome assembly